AUGACCGUCUCACCGCCAGCGUCACCAGCCGGGGCCACCCCGCGGCCCAUCAGUGCGGUGAUGCGCACGCCGCGCAGCAAUAGUCGCUUGAGCAUGAGUAGUCGAAAUGGGGGAAGUCGCGCGUCUGAUGAGGAUGGCAAGACGGCUGUCAAAGUUGCUGUCCGAGUGCGACCGCCUCUCAAGCCGACUGAUCCUGGGUACGAGUUGAUCCCUCAACGAUUUCAGCGGCCUAUGGUUCACGUCACCAGCCCUACAAGUGUCGCAGUCGACGUUCCUCAAGGUCGCAAGUUGUUUGUUUUCGACCGUGUCUUUCCAGAGACCGUGGAGCAGGAUGGGAUCUGGGAAUAUCUCAGUGAAAGUGUGAGCUCUUUUGUGCAGGGCUACAAUGUAUCCAUCUUGGCAUAUGGCCAAUCGGGAGCUGGUAAAUCCUACACCAUGGGCACUGCAGGCCCCAGUGAACAGAGCAUGCCAUCGGCAAUGGGUAUUAUCCCCCGCGCCGCGCAAGCCUUGUUCGAAAAACUCGAUGGACCAAAACAUUCACGCAACAGCUCCAACUCGACUGGUCUUCGUACUCCGCAGCGUUACUCAAUGAGUUCGGCUUCAGGCUUCGCACGACCGGCCGUGGAAAAGAACUGGCAGUUGAAGGCAACUUACGUCGAGAUUUAUAAUGAACAACUGCGCGAUUUACUGCUCCCCGAGUCAGUGUCUGCGUCAGAUCGCAGUGCGGUGACCAUCCGCGAGGACGCCAAAGGCCGCAUUCUCCUGACAGGUCUUCACCAGGUCAACAUUAAUUCCGUCGAAGAUCUGAUCGGGGCCUUGACCCACGGAUCGACCAUUCGUCAAACUGACUCGACCGCAAUCAACGCCAAAUCAUCUCGCUCCCAUGCGGUGUUUAGUCUGAACCUCAUUCAAAGGAAAACCACAACACAGCCCAUGACUCCGAAAGAAAAACGCAUGUCGAUGCCUGUGGAUUCCAUCUCGGGCGGCGACUCUGUCAUGGUGGAUAGCAAGCUCCAUUUCGUGGAUCUGGCAGGAAGCGAACGUAUGAAGAAUACGGGUGCAUCUGGCGAGCGAGCCAAGGAGGGAAUCUCGAUCAACGCCGGUCUUGCGGCCCUGGGCAAAGUUAUCUCACAGCUCUCGUCUCGGCAGUCGGGCUCUCACGUAUCAUACCGAGAUUCGAAACUCACUCGACUCCUGCAGGAUUCGCUUGGUGGCAACGCCUUGACCUACAUGAUUGCUUGUGUGACCCCGGCCGAGUUCCACCUCAGUGAGACGCUGAACACGGUUCAAUACGCCCAGCGAGCGAGAGCCAUUCAAAGCAAACCUCGGAUCCAGCAGAUUGCAGACGAGGGUGACAAGCAGGCUCUGAUUGACCGCUUGAAGGCCGAGGUGGCUUUCCUCCGUCAGCAGAUUCGUAACUCCGAAAGCACCGAUCGACGGGAACCAGCAUCCGCCGAAAGAGGUGAUCAUCGCAAAAACGAACGAGUCAUUCAGCUCCAGAACCAACUCCUGGAUGCACAGGAGAGUUACAAUGCCCUGAGCCAGCGCCACACCAAACUUAUCUCUCAGCUGGCUGAUGAAUCAACACCGAAGACGGAAGUCGACAAUCAACCCGACGAUCUGGGCAAAAGCUCAAUCGAGAGAAUUCAGAGAUCGAAAUCAUUUGCUGAAUCUGUUGAACAGGUUGUCGUCGAGUACGAGAAGACCAUCCAAUCGUUGGAGUCGUCUCUCUCCGAAACCCGUGCUUCGUUGGCCUCAACGGAAAGCGAUCUUCUCGAGCGUGAAAGCAAAUGCACGUACGUCGAGACGGUGAAUUCGCAGCUUCAGUCUCGGCUCCAGAAGCUUCUGGACCGCGAGGCGAGCACCGAAUCUUAUCUGCAUGAGCUUGAGUCCAAGCUCGACGGAGCUUCUACUGGGGAGGAAAAGCACGCCACUAUUGUCGACGAACUUCGCAAGGAGCUUAGUCGUGCCCGCGAGAAUGAAGCUGGCUGUGAGGAAUAUAUCUCCACACUGGAAGACCGUCUUGCCGAGGCGGACCAAGACAUGGAACUGAUGACGCGUGAAGUGAUUCGUUUGGAACAUGUAAUUCAACGCCAACGGGGUCUUGGUGCACUGGACAACUUGCUUUACGACCUGGACACCAGACACGAGAAAAAGAACAACGAGGAGCAAGUGCAGGUCGAUGACACGGAUUCCCCUCACAGUUCUCCUCAGAUUAAGGUUGCUCACCACAAGCACACUCCGUCUCUGGAUGUUUUGAACGAAGCCUCAGAGACUGCGAUCCCAGAUUCCGACGAGGACCUCGCCGAACCUAUUCCGGAAGUCGACGAAGAAGAUGAGUCGAGCGAUGUGAAACCGGCGAGUGAGGUUCAUGAGGUGCCCGGUGCGGACCUCAAGGUUCUGGAAAGCGUGACUAGCCAACUUGAAGCGCGCCGUACUGAAGCGGCCGGGGAAGAGGCAAUCGCCAGCCCUGCGCAGUCCAAGUUUGUCGUCGACAAACUCGAAACUGUGACUCAGGAGCUUUUCGAACUGCGCCUGAGCCACGAAAAUACCCUCAGCGAGUAUGAAUCGCUUGAGGCCAAGUACGAGGAAGCCUUGAAGGCACUCGCAGAAAUCCAACGCCAUAGGGCGGAUGAGUCUCGUCACCCUGCACCUUUUGUACAAAAUGAAAUGUCUCGUCCACUGUCUUUUUUAGACGAGACCGCCGCUCCGACCUCGAAGUCUGGAGCACAACAUUCAUUCUCGCAGUCGCUCUCUUCGGAAUUGUCCUCGGCCGCGGAGUCGCCGCGUUUGCGCGAGCUGUCUGAGGACCUGCAUGAAGAUGGCGUGGACACUCCAGCAACUGCAAUCGGCUCUACGGUCGUCCCUUCUACUGGCAAGGAAGAUGCCGAGAAAGUUCGCAGGGCGUUGGCCGAGCACCAAGCUGAUGCUGACCGCAUCACUCAGAAGUACGCCGAAUUGCAGAUUGAACAUGAAGAAAUCCUCGCUCUGGUGGAGAAACUAAAGGCGGAAGCGGAAGCUCAGCGCCAAAAAUCUACUCCUCCUACCACGCCCGGUUUCAAGAUGAUUCGGCGCAUGACCAGCCAGAACCUUCUAUCCGGUGUCGAUCGCGCCCAUCGCUCGCUCACUGCUCUCCGAACUAUUGCUCAAGAGGAGCUCUCUAGCAAACCUGAAGUUCACCAGCACUUCGAGGCCAAUUUGGAUGCGACCAUGCAUGAGCUGUCUUCUCGUAUGGAACGUUUACAGUCACUAGAAGCGGAGAAUCAGGCUGUCAAGAAGGAGAUGGAGAUGAAGUCAACUAUCAUCUCCGGGCUCACUCGCGAGCGUUCAAGCCUGCAAGGGGCCUCUUCCGUUGACAUGGCCCUUGUAACGCAAUUGCGCGACCAAGUUGUCAGCCAAGAGAACCAGAUUCAGGAGCUCUGCGAAGCUCACGAGACCCGAGAGAGGCAGCUUAUGGCGGAGAUUGAGAAUCUCAAAGCCCUUCUCAAGAGUCAGGAGGUUGCUACUCGGGCCCUAGACGCCGGGGCUGAAGAGCAAGACAAAAAGAUCAACGCCUUGGAGGGAGAGUUGACUGAGUGGCGGGGCAAGCACCAAUCAGCUCUCGAGUCUCUGCAAGCCUCUGAGUAUCAGCUCGCUACUACCCUCCGCGAGUUAGAGUCAUCACUGGCAAUCGUGGAAGCUCUGCGCUCCGAACGAUCUGUCCCCCUUGAUUCCGCUCCUGAUUCCGAGGCCAUCACACGAGCUCUCGACAUGGAGCGUGAAAGGCAGCAAGAGCUCGUUGAUGGGCUCAAGAAAAACAUUGAGGAGCAUCAGGGAACCAUAUCGGUUCACAUGAGCACAAUCACCUCACUGGAGAAAUCCCACGCUGAUUUGCAAGAAAAAUUACGCACGAGAACUUCUAUGAACGAGCACGAAGCGCGGGGUGACGAGGCUCGUGUUUCUGAGCUUAGGCAGGAAAUCAAUGCGCAUCGCUCCACCAUUGCCGAUCUACAAGACAAGCUUGCUUCUCUAGAAGACUCUCAUCAACGUGAGCUAAGAGAGUUGGAGCAGCAGAUCAGGGCUACCAUCCAGACCGAACGGACUUCCGACGAGGCCAUCAAAGACGCCGAGCAUGAGAAGUCUAUGGCAUUCCUGCACCAAGAGAUUGCUGAGUCUCGAGAUGAGCUGGUCGUCUUGCUCAAAUCAGUCUCAUCAUUGCUCAACGCCGAUGUGACCAGCGCGACUCUCACGACCCAGAUUCAAGAUGUGCUGGCGCAGAAGCAACACUUCUCUGAGAAGUACGCUGAGCUGAUGGACAGCAACGAGCACUUGCGGCAACGGGCUGAAACAAUUGACGAGUUGACCCAGAAGCACGCCACUCAAGAGGCCAAGGUCAAUGAACUGGCACUGCUAGUUGCAACUUUGGAGGACACCCUGCGUCAAAAGGACGAGCAAGUGAAAAAGAAGGAAGCUCUUGUGGAAGAGAUCAUGGCCGAGAAGGAGAAGAGCGUUCGCCUGGUCGAAGAACUUGAAGAGCAGAUGACCAAGAGCUUCGAUCAGCAUCACAACCGUCUAUCCAUCAUUCAACAGGAGCGCGACCAAGCACUGGAAGACGCGAAAGCCAAGAUCGUUAUUCUUGAAAAGGACAUUGACACCUACCGCGUUCGCAUUGAGCAGCUUGAGCUCCAGCUGAAGAACGGAACAGGUGAUAUCUCUCAUGAUCGCAGUAGUUCUCUCACCUCCAACCUGCGCAAGAGCGCAUCAGCUGCGUCCUUGCCAUCACCUCCUCCUGCUAUUCCUCUGCCUCCCCUCCCGACCAUUGCGUCUGCCACCAAUGGCACGAGCAGUGUGUCUCCACCUAACUCACGUCACGCGAGCAAGGAACUAGUCAGCGCUCAGCUUGUUGAAGACCAGGAAGCUCGCAUCCGUACUAUUGAAAAGCACUUGUACGCGGAGAAGCAAUUGACUGCUACGCUCGAGGAAGCCCUUGGUGACCUUGAAACUCAGAGCAACAAAGUCAAGACCGACUGCGAAACCUGGAAAAAGAAGGCAUGGGCGCUCGAGGACGAGCUUUCCAGUCUGAAGAAAGAACGCAACUCUGCGCGCCUUUCUCUUCAAGCCGUGGAAGAAGAGCGCAGUGCGCGUAAGGAAGCUGAAGCCGCCCGAGCUCAGCUUGAGGAGCGUAUGAAUGCGCUCAACAAGAAAAAGAAGAAGAGCACACUGAACUGCUUCUAA
Molecule: messenger RNA, 5214 nt
Organism: Penicillium diatomitis
Lineage: Eukaryota; Fungi; Ascomycota; Eurotiomycetes; Eurotiales; Aspergillaceae
Exons: 4
Coding region: 1-5214 (1737 amino acids)
Biological process (GO): mitotic spindle organization; microtubule-based movement
Molecular function (GO): ATP binding; microtubule motor activity; microtubule binding
Source: RefSeq, a predicted model, not a curated record